Messenger RNA from Hydra vulgaris (swiftwater hydra), 930 nucleotides. RefSeq lists its product as uncharacterized. Lineage: Eukaryota; Metazoa; Cnidaria; Hydrozoa; Anthoathecata; Hydridae. Gene Ontology annotation, molecular function: nucleic acid binding. The record is from RefSeq and is a predicted model, not a curated record.
AUGCAAAAUAUUGAAAAAUUUACUUCAGAUGAUUUUUUAUGCCAUUCUCAAAAUGUAGAAAAACAUCUUAAAUUGGUUACAGAAGCAGCCACAACUGUAUCUGGAGAAAUGAGAAGAGACAGAUACAUUAGAGCAAAACUUUUAUCUAGAAAUAAUGAUAUUAAAUAUAACCUUAAAUUAGAAGUAAGAACUCGAAGUAAAAACUUAUAUAAUUAUCAUUUAGAUUCUUCAAAUCUACCUGAUAUUGCUAGCAAAGUUUCAAAUGCCAAGAAAGUAAAUGUUAAACCUAAUAGUGUAGGAAAUAUCAUAAGAAAAUAUAAGAAAAUAGGUACCAUAAAAAAUUUGCCAAGAAAAGGACGCCCAGCUAAGACUACUUUACGCAUUGAUAGAGAAAUUAUUCGGAAAGUUGAACAAGAUCGAGGAUUAUCUGCAUUAAAGCUUGCAAAAGAUUUACAAACAGAUCAUGAUAUAACUGUAAAUCCUCCAACUGUUCGCAAUAGCGACCAAUGGCGAAGAGUUUUAUGGCCUGAUGAAACAAAAAUAUGUUUAUUUGGUUCUGAUGGUCGAAUGAUGGUUUGGGGCUCCUUUGCUUGGAGUGGUGUUGGCGAACUUGAAUUCAUUGAUGGAAUAAUGACAAAAGAGGAUGGAGAUCCUAAACACACAUCAAAUUUAGCUACUCAGUGGUUAGAAAAAAACAUUAUUAAGAUGUUAGAGUGGAUUCCUCAGUCACCAUAUCUAAAUCGUAUCAAAAUAUAUCUUUUUAAAGUUAUAGUAGCUGAUCAAAAACCAUCCAGUUUGUCACAAUUAAAGGCGAUUCUUGUUAAAGAGUGGGAAAAAUUUGACCCACAAUGGCUUAAAAACUUAGUACAUUCAAUGCCCAAAAAAUGUCUUGCAGUCAUCAAGGCAAAAGGCACACAAAUAGACUAUUAA